AGUAUUUUCCAAGGUUUAUCUUAAAAUCAUUUUGGUAAGUAAUUUUGCCACAUCCAUAAACAAAGCCAAAAUCGUCGUGGCAGUGUUUGGAUCAUCCAAAAUUAAUAUCCGCCAUCUCCCAAAGUUGCGGUGGUAGCAGCCAUGUUUAAACCUUCAAAAACCACUGCACUUCUGCCGGAAAAUCGUUGCUGAGCUAUGGCUACGGCGGCGCAAUUCUCCUAUAUUACCGUCAAUUCACCCAACUUCUAUCCUAGCGCUAAUAAACGGUUCGCAUUUUCCCGCCAAUUGAAAGAUGGUGCGAAAUUCUAUACUGAUGUCACCAGCUCCAGACGUAAACUCAAAUUGCUCUCUGUAGUUUGUAGCAAUUCGAGUCCUUCUUCUGAUAGUAUAAGUUCCACAGCCAAGAUAAGAAGUGAAGUUCUUACUCCCUUUCGGUCUGUUCGGAUGUUCUUCUAUCUCGCUUUCAUUGCAAGUGGUGGUCUUGGAGGACUUAUUGCCUCUACACGACUAAUUGCGGCAUUGGCCAAUUCAUCAAGAGCAGCUGAAGUUCCUGAGAUCCUAAAAGGCCUUGGCAUAGACCUCGGCGCAGUCUCUGUAUUUGCUUUUCUGUAUUAUAGGGAGAAUAGAGCAAAGAAUGCUCAGGUGGCAAGAUUAGUAAGAGAAGAAAAUCUUGCAAAUCUUAAGCUUCGUGUGGAUGAGAAGAAAAUCGUUCCCCUGAGUGCUUUCAGAGGAAUUGCUCGUUUGGUCAUCCUUGCUGGCCCUUCGGCUUUCAUUUCAGAAUGUUUCAGACUCAGCGAACCAUUUACCGAUGGCCUUCUUGAAAGAGGGGUGCUUGUGGUCCCUUUUGCAACUGAUGGAAUUUCUCCUAGUUUUGAGUUUGAAGAGAAUGAAGAACUUGAGGAGAAGAUAUCCAGAAGAAAAAGGCUGUGGCAGCUUGCUCCUCUUUAUGCCACUGAGUGGACCAAGUGGAUAGAUGAACAAAAGAAACUAGCCAACGUCUCUCCUGAAUCUCCAGUGUAUUUAUCUUUACGCCUGGAUGGCCGUGUGCGUGGCAGCGGUGUUGGUUAUCCUCCUUGGAAUGCUUUUGUAAUGCAAUUGCCACCAGUAAAGGGAAUUUGGUCUGGUCUUCUUGAUGGCAUGGAUGGAAGAGUUCUUUAAGUUAUGAGAUCAGAUAUUCUCUUCUUUUCCGUUUUUAUUUACUGAAGAAUUAGAUUAAAUAAUGUUGACAAUAUAGUUUUUUUCCCUCUCAAAUUCAUCAUUAUAGUAUUCACCAAUCUUUCAUUUGCUUUAGUUUA
Messenger RNA from Nicotiana tabacum (common tobacco), 1295 nucleotides. Its product is annotated as protein LOW PSII ACCUMULATION 1, chloroplastic. The record is from RefSeq and is a predicted model, not a curated record. NCBI's taxonomy places the organism in Eukaryota, Viridiplantae, Streptophyta, Magnoliopsida, Solanales, Solanaceae.